Spirometra erinaceieuropaei is the source of this 285-nucleotide messenger RNA. The record is from the annotation of a GenBank genome assembly. NCBI's taxonomy places the organism in Eukaryota, Metazoa, Platyhelminthes, Cestoda, Diphyllobothriidea, Diphyllobothriidae.
AUGCGAUCACCACCACCGGUGAGCAGAAUCGGACGUCCCUCCACCGCCACUGCCUCGCACUACCGCCUCCAUCACCACGGUCAUCGCCGUGUGACGACAGAGACAACCACUACUACUCCUCCCACUCCCACUGCCGGAGAAAGCAUUCGUAACGUCCCACCAACCACCCUCCUCAUCCUCACCACCACCACCACCUCCGACAUCAGCAGUUCAUGCUUCCUCCGAAAUUGCCCCCAUUGCGAUCGCAAUUCCACAUCGCGCAUUGUCCUGGUUGGUCACUUGUGA